AUGUUUAUCCCAGCCCCCGCAGCUCUCAGAUAUGCCGUCAUAUUCGCUCUUUUGGCGCAGGCGCAGGCGCACGCCGCUGCACCAGCACAACACCAAAAAUGCCCGUCCUCGACUCCCGUGGCGCUGAGACAGGACGCCGCGAGCGCCGAGGGGGCGUGCAGGUUGCCCGUGGACGACGAAGCGGGGCCGCUGCCGCUGAGCUGGUCGCCGUGGACGCACCGGCCGGACUGUAUCUACGGGCGCAGCGGCGCUGGAACCAAGUACUGCGCCUUCAGCAACUCACGGCACGGCGCGCGGGGCGUGAGCAUCGUGACGACGCCCGAGACGGCGGCCGACGUGCUCGGCAUGCUCGACCAGCACGUGGGCACCACGGAGCCCCUGGCGGACAAUAGCAGCACCACGGGGCGGCAGCGGCAGGCGGCGUUCCGCAUCGUCGACGUGCCGGGCAAAGGCAAGGGCGUGGUGGCGGCGCGGCGCAUCGCGCAGCACGACGAGGUCAUGCUCGACUACGCGGCGCUGCUAGUCCACAUGGCGUUUGCCACCGACGUGCCGGCGUGGACAGGGUACCGCGUGCUGCACACUGCCGCGGCGCAGCUCGCGGACCCGGCCAGCGUGCUCGGCCUCGGCCAGAGCAGCGGCCAGGCGGCCGACCCGCUCGAGAACGUGCUGCGCACUAAUGCCUUCCACACGAGCCUCGGCGGGCAGCCGCACAUGGCUCUGUAUCCGCUUGUUUCGCGGAUAAACCACGCGUGCAAACCAAACGCCUACACGCGCUUCAUCCCGCAGAGCAUCCAGGUCAGCGUGGGCGCGGCGCGGGACAUUGAGGCCGGGGAGGAGAUCACCAUCAGCUACAUCACGCUGGGGCAGACAUCCGCCGAGAGGCACAAGGCGCUGCAGCAGUGGGGGUUCAACUGCACGUGUGCUCUGUGCACGGCGGGGGCGGACGUUGUCGCGGCGUCGGACGCGCGGCGGCGGCAGGUGGACGCGCUGCGCGGGCAAGCCGUCGAGGCGUUCCAGCGAGGGAAGCCGUACGAGGCGCUGCGGCUAACGCGACAAGUACUGGGGCUGCUGCCGGCCGAAGAGCUGUUCCCGCUGUACAGCGAGCAGUACGAGAAUAUAGCGCGCAUCUACUGGGUGCUGCAGGAUAUGGAACGCGCCGAGGAGAACGCGCGCCUCUCGCUCGACGUGCUGGCGCGCCAGGGGUACAUCGACAGCGUCACGCCGGGCCACCUCGACAUGCUGUGGCGCCAGUUUGAGCGGGAGAGGACCGAGGAGCAGUAG
Molecule: messenger RNA, 1281 nt
Organism: Lasiosphaeria miniovina
Lineage: Eukaryota; Fungi; Ascomycota; Sordariomycetes; Sordariales; Lasiosphaeriaceae
Exons: 4
Coding region: 1-1281 (426 amino acids)
Molecular function (GO): protein binding
Source: RefSeq, a predicted model, not a curated record